AUUUGGAGCGUUAUAAAGGCGGAGGAGCGGGCGUGCGGGAGACGCGCUCGUCUUUGCGGUGGUGACGCACACGGCAGUCAAUCAUCUGCACAAAAGGAUUCGCACAGCAGCAACAUGCCAAAGUGUCCCAAGUGCAACAAGGAGGUCUACUUUGCGGAGAAGGUGACGUCUCUGGGUAAAGACUGGCACAGAAGCUGUCUCAGAUGUCAGAAGUGCGGCAAGACUCUGUCGUCGGGAUCGCACGCUGAGCAUGGGGGCGAGCCCUACUGCAACAAGCCCUGCUACAGCGCACUCUUCGGACCCGGUGGAUACGGACACGGAGGAACAGAGAGUCACAAAUAUUAAACUUUUCCAUUUUUCUAACACACACACACACACCAUGUUCUAUUCUAUUCUAAUUGAUUGUCUUUACAAGUGGAUAUUUUGAUUAAUAAAGGCUUGCCAAUGUGUGACAA
Molecule: messenger RNA, 455 nt
Organism: Phyllopteryx taeniolatus (common seadragon)
Lineage: Eukaryota; Metazoa; Chordata; Actinopteri; Syngnathiformes; Syngnathidae
Gene: crip1
Product: cysteine-rich protein 1
Exons: 4
Coding region: 115-345 (76 amino acids)
Source: RefSeq, a predicted model, not a curated record